Messenger RNA from Penicillium vulpinum, 228 nucleotides. RefSeq lists its product as uncharacterized. The coding region runs from base 1 to 228 and encodes 75 amino acids. Lineage: Eukaryota; Fungi; Ascomycota; Eurotiomycetes; Eurotiales; Aspergillaceae. The transcript has a single exon. The record is from RefSeq and is a predicted model, not a curated record.
AUGUGUUCAUCUGCUACUGUUUAUCGGCAAAAGCCAUCUUUAGAUGCCAAGUCUCCGCUCUAUCUCCAGAUCCUCGGUGCGGCCCGAAAAUACGCCCUGUAUACCAAGAAGGAGACUCUGGGAGGUCCCAAGCUAGCUGAGGAUCCUUCAGCAUCAUCAUGGCUAGAUGAAGCUUUGGGGGUAGUGAGGCCCUCUGCGUCGAGAUUAAAGGCUCGAAAGCGUGUAUGA